AGAACUCUUCUGCAACAUGCAGGGUCAAAGUCAGAGUGGCGGACAUGGUCCUGGUGGUAGCAAGAAGGAUGACAAGGACAAGAAGAAGAAGUAUGAACCUCCAGUUCCAACCAGAGUGGGGAAAAAGAAAAAGAAGACCAAGGGACCAGAUGCUGCCAGCAAACUCCCCCUGGUGACUCCUCACACACAGUGCAGACUCAAGUUGUUGAAAUUGGAGAGAAUUAAAGAUUACCUCUUAAUGGAGGAAGAGUUUAUCAGAAACCAAGAACAGAUGAAACCUUUGGAAGAAAAACAAGAGGUGAGGUUUGAGUGUCUAAAGCCACAAAUGCUCUUAAAAUCAAUGGAGUCUGUGGAGCUUCCUCUCACCCACCCUGAAUAUUAUGAAGAGAUGGGUAUAAAGCCACCCAAAGGAGUCAUUCUGUAUGGCCCACCUGGCACAGGCAAAACUUUGCUGGCCAAAGCAGUGGCAAACCAAACGUCAGCGACGUUCCUGCGGGUGGUGGGCUCGGAGCUGAUCCAGAAGUACCUGGGGGACGGCCCGAAGCUGGUGCGCGAGCUGUUCCGCGUGGCCGAGGAGCACGCGCCCUCCAUCGUCUUCAUCGACGAGAUCGACGCCAUCGGUACAAAGAGGUAUGACUCAAACUCGGGGGGUGAGAGAGAGAUCCAGCGCACAAUGUUGGAGCUGCUGAACCAGCUGGAUGGCUUUGACUCUCGGGGGGAUGUUAAAGUUAUCAUGGCUACCAACAGAAUAGAAACACUGGACCCAGCUUUGAUUAGACCAGGACGUAUUGACAGGAAAAUAGAGUUCCCUCUGCCGGAUGAAAAGACAAAGAAACGAAUCUUCCAGAUCCACACAAGCAGGAUGACCCUGGCAGAUGAUGUGACUUUGGAUGAGUUGAUUAUGGCAAAAGAUGAUCUCAGUGGUGCAGAUAUUAAGGCAAUUUGUACAGAAGCUGGAUUGAUGGCUUUGAGGGAACGGAGAAUGAAAGUAACGAAUGAAGAUUUCAAAAAGUCUAAAGAGAAUGUUCUCUAUAAAAAGCAAGAGGGAACCCCUGAGGGAUUGUAUCUUUAAGUCAUCUGUCUCUCUGGGAACUUUACAGAACUUUCUGUUCUGUGCUGGUGAGAGUCUUGGUAAAUCCACACAGCUACUUUGCAUUCAUGAACAGGUUAAAAGCUGGUGAGUUGUGGGUUUUCAGUCAGUGUAAUUCUUCACUUCCCAAUAAAAUGUUUAUUUGAACUGAA
Messenger RNA from Passer montanus (Eurasian tree sparrow), 1242 nucleotides. It is a transcript of the gene PSMC1, whose product is annotated as proteasome 26S subunit, ATPase 1. NCBI's taxonomy places the organism in Eukaryota, Metazoa, Chordata, Aves, Passeriformes, Passeridae. Gene Ontology annotation, biological process: proteasome-mediated ubiquitin-dependent protein catabolic process. Gene Ontology annotation, cellular component: proteasome regulatory particle, base subcomplex. Gene Ontology annotation, molecular function: proteasome-activating activity; ATP binding; ATP hydrolysis activity. The record is from RefSeq and is a predicted model, not a curated record. The transcript has 10 exons. The coding region runs from base 17 to 1072 and encodes 351 amino acids.